Lactuca virosa is the source of this 1389-nucleotide messenger RNA. NCBI's taxonomy places the organism in Eukaryota, Viridiplantae, Streptophyta, Magnoliopsida, Asterales, Asteraceae. The record is from the annotation of a GenBank genome assembly.
AUGCAGGAAAAUCAAGUUUAUCGCAAAGUUUUCAUGUAUCUGAAUUCGUUACCUUCAGCUGAAGAUUCGGAUUUUGUUAAUCUCUUCUCCGGUGAUAACAAGCCCAACGAGAUCAAUCUCGUGAUCAACGCUGCACAUCAGAUGUUCUCAGACACGUACCUCGGUUCGCGAAUUUUCUGGAAAUUCGAGAAGGAUAGUUUAGUUUUGAAGAUGAGGACGAAAGAAAAACGUAGAAUUCUCAGUUCGUACCUUCAACACAUUCAUAAUGUCACCGACGAAAUCCAGCAGAAAACGAAGCAAAUCAGGCUACACAUCAACGCGGAAAAAGAACCGGAGAGGAACGGAAGGUGGAUAUCAGUUCCGUUCACUCAUCCAGCAACAAUCGACACGGCGGUGCUCGAUUCCGAUCUCAAAAACAAGAUGAAGUCUGAUUUGGAAUCGUUUUUGAAAUCCGAACAGUAUUAUCACCGUCUCGGCCGUGUCUGGAAACGGAGUUACCUACUCUACGGCCCCUCCGGCACCGGAAAAUCAAGCUUCGUCGCCGGAAUGGCGAAGUUUCUAUGUUACGACAUCUACGACGUCGAUUUGUCAAAAGUGGCCAACGAUUCGAAUCUGAAAUUGCUUCUACUACAGACAACGAGAAGGUCAAUGAUCGUCGUCGAAGAUUUAGACCGGUAUUUGGUUGACAAAUCAACGACUGUAAAUUUAUCUGGAAUUUUAAAUUUCAUGGACGGGAUCAUCUCAUCUUGUGGUGAAGAACGCGUGAUGGUUUUCACAGUCAGCAACAAAGAACAAAUUGAUCCAACGGUUCUGAGACCAGGUAGAAUCGACGUCCACGUGCAGUUCCCCUUAUGUGAUUUUCCCGCCUUCAAAACCCUAGCCAAUAGCCAUUUGGGGAUAAAAGAACACAAGCUUUUCCCACAAGUUGAAGAGAUUUUUCUAACCGGAGCUAGCUUAAGCCCAGCGGAGAUCGGCGAGAUUAUGAUCUUCAACCGAGGUUCACCAACCAGAGCUCUUAAAACUGUGAUUAGCGCAUUAAAAUCAAACAACGAUACGGUAAUCGCUAGCAAAACAAUAUCUGGUACUAAGAAUGAGGAACCAUUAAGACUGACACAUAGUGUUUCAGUUGGUGGUGCACUUGGUGUGCCAUCGGGAUUAAUUGGGCACGGUGGUCCGGUGGGGUUACCACCACCUCGAUUGAUGCAUAGUGGAUCGGCCAGGACUGUUGAAGAAUCACGUGAAACACGUCUGUUUCAACGGGAACGUAUUCCGACAAUUAAGGAAUUUAAAAAGUUUUAUGGAUUGCUGAAGACGAAGAAUAGUAAGAAGGAGUUCAUGGAUUUUGAUGGAUCAGAGAAGGAAAACUCUCGACAUGACAUCAUGUUGUAA